Messenger RNA from Moneuplotes crassus, 3482 nucleotides. Lineage: Eukaryota; Ciliophora; Spirotrichea; Euplotida; Euplotidae. The record is from the annotation of a GenBank genome assembly.
AUGGCAACAAAAGAUGGCCCAGCUCCUGCUGACAUUGAAUGGGCUCAAAAGAACUGAGCUCAUGUUUUCCAAACAUAUGUGACUGAUAAGAAAACCGAUAAAUUUGAUGUAGCGAGUCAGAUAGAUGCGAUCUUUGCAGAUAUUAGCAUACAGUUUGACCUUGAUGAAUAUGAGGAACUACUAAACGAUGCAAAGAAAGCUCUAACUCCUGAAAUGUUCCUCUCACAAAAGGAAUUCGAAGAUUUAUUAACCCAAUGGAUUCUGAUGUUCAGGGAAGAGAUUACCUCUGCGUUAUUAGCUGACUCUAUUGACACAGUGAGGUUAAGACUAGGAACUCUCCAGGAUGAAAUCAAAACUGUAAUUCGUAACUCCACUGGGGGUGCUUCUGAAGAGGCUAAAACUAGUAACAUUUUCGGGUUGUUCCCAUCCCUCAUGUCUACAAUGGGUGUCCGAAUCGUAAGUCUUGCUAAAAAGCAGCCAAAGUCAGACUCCAGUAUUUGUAACGAAACUGAAGAAAUGGACUUCUAUAAUGAUCUAUCAAAUCAGGCUAAUAUUUUGAACCUGGAAACACUCAACUUGAAAACCCUUGAAGAGCUCCUGAUGGCUUAUUUCAACGGCAUUGAUGCCAAAUAUGCCUUCGUACAGGUUAAUCAGUACAAUGAAGAUUCAGGCCUUGACCCGUUUAAAGAAAUGGGUGAAGAUAAUCCAUUCUCUAAGAACCAAGAAGGAAAUAAUAGUAACGAAGAAGACAUGAAAAUCAAAGAGACUGAACAAGAUAUUGAAGAAGCCAGGCUAGAAAAUAACCAAGACAAGGUUGAACUGUUAGGGAAAAUUAAGCAAUAUUAUACCAUGAAGAAAAGCAUGACUGCUCAAAAUGAGAAGGAAAAGUUAGACCUGAUGAUAGAAGGAGUAAGAAAAGAAAUAGAUAAGCUUGAUGGAGUAUCUCAUAACCCUGACAGUGAUAUCAGUAAGCGCUAUGCAGAACAUCCUGAAGAAAGCAAAGACUUUAAACCUGACUAUAAUGGCGCUAUGAUAGGAGAGGAGAAUAAGUAUGAAGAUAUGAACGAUCAGAAUUACAAUAAUCUCUCACUUAGUUACCCUGAGAAGAAAAUAAUUCAGCCAUCGCCAUCACCUCAGCUUCAGGAUCCUUACCCUCAAGAUGGUUAUCCUGCCGAUAACAUCCCGUAUGGAAAUAACAUGGACUCAUAUCCUCCUGAAACAAAUCCAUAUGGGCAAGAAUCGAUUCCUUAUCAUCAAAAACAGAUGGCAGAUGAAGCUCCGAAAGCUAAGCAAAAUAAUUCGUAUAAUCAGACUAGCGCUCACCAGAAACAAAUUGAGAUUGAGAAACGUCUUGAAGAUCCAGUAGAGCCCUUAGAGGACCGCAGGAAGAAAGGCAUCAGAGAGAUCUUUGACUUUUAUACUAGACAGCACCUCAUGAUUGGCAAGAAAGCUACCUUCGAAGAAAUCCAAUACGAACUCUCCAACAUGAACAUGGGAGAAUUCAUGAAAUUCUGCAAAGAUUUUAAAAUUCCAGUCAGUAAGACCAGAUGUGCAGAGAUUUUCAAGAAGACUGCCAAGAAUAGUAAGGAGAUGUUCAUCGAACAUUUUAAAGAAUCCUUCCCAAAAUUAAUCUCUAUGCGAAAUAAAGAGAAGCUUGAAGGACUAGAGAAGCGGUUAAAUGAAGUUGUAACUCUGAUUGACAGGAGAACUCGUAAACUUGAAUCAAACCUUAACUCAAAGCAUCACAGUAAACCUCAAGUUACAGAAGAAAAUUCUUUGCCAAAAGAUAACUCCAGAGAUGAGGUACCUCUUAACUUGGAAACCGGUCCUGUGAAAGAAGAAAGCAAACUGAAGAAAAGCAAAGACAAGCCAUUUGAAAAUCAUAAAUCUAGAGGAGGCGAUCCUCAUGGAGCUCUUGAAAAGAUGCAUCAGAAGGAGCUACAAAAGGUUAAGGACAAGAUGGAAUCCCAGGAUACCCCAAACGAAGCUAGUCCAAGAGAGACUAGUCUUGCUAAUGAUGCUGAAGAAAAGGACCAAUUUGGAGAGGUCCAAGUUCCUCUUCCAAAGGAUCCUCCCAAAAUGGACCCAGCUCUUGUCCAACAAAAAGUCAGUCAGGACAGAGAGAUACAAGCUCUUAACAGUGAGAAAGAAAGGAUCGAAAAUGAAAUUCAAAAUAUGAGCCAAAUAUCAGAAGACAAAGAGAAAAUGACUGAAGAAGCAAUGCAGUUCCUCCAGCUUGACGAUCCUACAAAGUACAAGAAGAAGAUUAAAGGCUUUGCUGCUCCCUUUAACAUGACUGAGAAGGAUGAUCGGAUCAAAAAGAAUGACAAAUCUCAAAGGUAUAAAUACACAUCCAAGGAAGAUAAAGAAGCUAUCAAAGCCAAAGUCAGAAAACUCAAACAAGAAAGAGAGAAUGCUAAGCUUAAAGAGAAACAUGAAAAAGACAGACAUUAUCAUAAACAGAGAAACGUUAUGAAAAAUCUUCAUGAAAAACUCAUGCGUGAAAAACUUGGAAAUGGAGAGAUAGAUAUGAAUGCUUAUCAGGCAAGAAAUCCUAAUCCUAUUUAUAACGUUUCUCAAUCUCAACCUGCACUAAAAUCAAUUCCUGCCCAGCAAGUGCAUACCAUAAAAACUCACAAAUCAAAGAUAAAAAAUAAGCUCCCCAAUAAGAUUACCAUGAACGGUCUAACCUCCUUAAAAUAUGAGGAUAUAGCAGGAAAUGAACCUGACGGUUUCAAUCCUGCUGAUAUAGUAGGUACAGAUUCCGGCUCUGAUGACUCUAUUCUCCAACAAUAUCGAAACGACGAAGAGAUACAGCCGGCUGAACAGGCAUAUCCCUUCAGUUCUGCUCAACACACAGAGAAGCCAGUGCCCAUAGAUCAAGUUCCAGUUCGUAAGCCAAAGAACCAAAGAAACACCCAUGUAGCACGAGGCUUGAAUAACUCAAUGGCUGAUGCAAGUCAACUCCAACACCCAAAGAAGGCUUCUAGGAAACACAUGCCAGGCAAGAAGCACUCCACUUCUCUUAACAGAGGUCACACAACAGACCAUGAGAAAUCAAAGAAAAAGAAGAUGGGAACACAGAGAUCAAGGAAGAACCUCGCAGCCUUACCUAAAGGCCUCACAAAAACAGGCAGGAAGCCUCAAAAUCCUUAUAAUUCUGAUAUUGGAGGUGGCAAGAUUAAGUACCCUGCCCAUGUAACCAGAACUGUCAAGAAGGACUCCAAGAAAGCUCCGAUAGGCAAGCUUAACCAUCACAGUGCAUACAAAGCUAACCCAAUGGUGGGUAGACGAAACCCUGGAAAUAUAUCAAUGGAGUCCUACGACCAGGCCACCAAGCUGCAAAGUAAGACUAAGAGGAACCAAGAAGAGAGGCUUAAAAACAUCCUAAAACUUCAGGACAACAACAUGAAGAGAGGAGUGGGAGUCGCCUACAAAAACAGACAUCAACUAUAAUACUUUACUUUUUCAAUGACCAAAGA